CCACUACAAAAAAUGGCCGCUGAGCUGCAAGUGCACUUUUUUUUAUAAUAGACCAAUCCGAUUGAAACAAGCACGCAAAGCCCUUAAUUUGGAACUCCUGUUGAACGGAAAGCCAUCAGUGGGGCAGUGGAAUCAUGGAGCAGGUGUCGGAUAGUGCGGUGACAACUCUGGAGUCAACCCAAGCAGAGGAGCCACCACCAGGAGUCGAAAAAGUUGAGACUCUAGAACUAAAAACGGCGGCGUUAGAAACACUCUCGGAAAGUGCGGGUCCCACUGAUUUGGAGAAUGAGCUGGCCAAUCUCAACGGAUCUGAAGAGGGUCCAGGCUUGGACGAGCUGAGCACUCUGGAGAGGGAGAUAGCUAAGCUGCAUAACAUUCGACCGCCGGAUGCGGCGUCCGAAGUUAAGGAUUCCGACACACCAAUUGCCUUAGCAGACAAUGGUGGCUUAGAGCCCCGCCAGGCCCCAGAUGAAGCUAAAUGUCGAACCCCAAUAAUCGAAGAAGGCAACGCUGCCUCAGGCAACGGCCAGUCCAGCGAAUCCCCCUUGGAAGAGGUAGAUCUCAUUGCCCUGCUCAAGGGGACGGAUACCAGUCAUGAUCAGCCUACGGGAGAGGAAAAGUGCACAUUGGAGAAGGCUCUCUCCGAGCUUGACGGCGUUGGAGAAGAUGGGGAUGUAGGUGUUACCAUCGAGGGCGAAGGGCAGUUCGAAAUCAUGGAAAUUGACGACGACGAGGGGGAGUCAUCGAGUCGAAAAGCCAGCCCCAAGGUACCUGCGUCCAAGCCCAUCAAAUCUAACUCCUUGCCUUCUAUAUCCAAGCAUAAGCUCUCCCCGGAACAAGCCAGAGCUGUUGCUCUGGAGCAGAUGGCCGGUCUAAAGCCAAAGUCGCGUCGUAAGGAGCCGCCUGCGCCGCCUUCUGUGGUCGCGCCGAUAGAUAUUGUCAGCUCGUUGAACGAUGAUUGGGACGACUACGACUCUGAGGAAGACAAGUCGGCUUCCGCGUUGGUGACAGAAGUUAUAACUCUGCCUUCAGCACACGUAGUCACUAAGAAGCCACCUCUGCCUGUGAAAAAAUUGUCAUCCCCAGUUAAGCACAGCCCGAACUCGGCAAUUUUGCUAAACAACAAGAUCAGCGGAGUAAAAGUAAUGUUAAAGACCGUGAGCCAAAAGCAACUUGCAGCCUCAACAGGGGCAGCAGCGGAAAAAACCAAGCCGACUGUCGUUGUGUCACCUCCCAAGGAAACCGAAGAGCAUACUACGGGGUUCAAGCGUAUGCGUGUAAUUAAAAGGAAGAUAAUCUGGGACCCCGAUGUACCAGAGACGAAAAAAUCGUUUGCGCAGUAUGCUAGCACGAAGGCGGCAUGUCCAGCACCCACCACACCAAAAACAACUGUCAAAAGCAUUUCGCCCACCACGACGACUAAGAAGGAGGUGGCACCCAAAAAACGGUCAGCUACACCUACUGCUCGGUCUACUAAAGCUGGCACUCCGGUCGGAGGAACAGAGCGGGGUCCCUCGCCCGUCAAACGACGCGCGCAAACUCCGAACACAGGUCUAGCCAAUGGAGGAACUCAAAAAAAGAAAAAGGUCUCUGAGAUCGAUCGCCUGAUGGGCGACGAGGGAGCUGCCAAUAUGAUUCAUGCAGUGGAGCAUGAGCAGCGGGAAUUGAGUGGUGGUGAGGUGUCCAAUAAGCCGCUGAUGCGGAAACGAGCGAUGACCAUAACCGGAAGGAACCAGGCAGCACGAGUUGCUGUGGAACCAACACCGCCCAAAAAAGAGUCAGCACAAUCGGCCGCCAAACGAACGCCUGCUGAUUCUGUUUUUACUAAGGCCACCGCCAACACAUCUGCCCGUAAGCCUCGCGCUUCCGACUCGUGGGACUAUGUUUACAAACAGCGCGCCAGCGAGGAAUCGAUGAUCAUGCGUCGGCGCUCCAACAGCUCGUACUCCAGCAACGCUUCCGUAAGUCGAAAUUCGCUGGACAAUAGGCCCGGAGCAGCCAAUCUGUCUGAUGAUGCAGGCGAGGGCUCGGACCCGUCAUUUAAGUUUGUAAAGCCCGUAAGCAAGUCGAGCCAAAGGGGCGGUGAAGAUACCUCCUCGCAUACGCUGGCUAACGAUAUGAAGGCGAACAACGGUAGCGAACUGGUGUGCCUGCACAAGGUUAACAAAGUUGCUCACCUGGUCAUCCACACGGAACGAGGAAACUUCGGCCAUACGUACAGCAAGCAGCUGCUGGAGCAGUUGAACGACACACUGUCCAGUGUUGCCCGCAAAGGCGAAUUCAACACGGUGUUGCUUACCGUCGAGGGUCCACAGUUUUGUCAGGGCAUCGAUUGCCAGGAACUGAUACAGGGUUCCCUGGAGAAGCGAAAGGAUAGUGCCAGUCAACUGGCUGUAGCCCUUAAAUGCUAUCUACGCACUCUGGCCACAUUUCCUAAACCCUUGGUGGCUGGCAUUGUUGGCAGCCAGAUUAAUUUGGGCGUUAUGCAGCUUCCCUUUGCUGACUACGUGGUGGCCUCUGAUGAUUGUAGCUUCGAGACUAACUAUGCCAAAUUGGGUCAGCUGCCCGAGGGCUAUGCUCUGUGGCAUGGUCACCAAAGAGUUUCCAGUGAAGUGCACUCGCGUUUGUUUCUUAUGGGUGAAAGACUGUUCGCAACGGAACUUUUGGAAUCGAAUAGUUUCGUUGACAAGAUCUGCAAGGCCAGAAAUGUCAACGAAAUGGCUCUGGCCAAAGCCAAACAGAUAUCCACUAGCUCUGCGGAGAUGUAUCGUACACUAAAGAAACUCAACCACUCCGCCGUCAAUGUCACGAAAUUCCCGCGUCUGGAUGAGGAACUAAAGGUUAUAGGAGAGCAAUGGGUUACUGCCGAUUGCUUAGCCAAUUUCAAACGCUAUCUUAACGACGUUGAUUUUUAGAGCAUUGAUUUAUAGUUACUGUAUACCAUUUGGGAAUGGUAGACAUUCAUCCAUACAAACCAUAUAAAGAUUAAUUCAUACAUUUAGUUGAGUCCUUUUAGGAGUUUUAUUCUGGACCAUGAGACUAUCGCCCUAAGAAUUUUUUUACUCCUACCCCAUUGUAAAGUACGAACGCUGUGUAAAUUGUAAGAAAUUCGGAGGCAGGAGUUAUAUCCUGUUCUAUUAGGAUUUUAAAGGUAACUCGAUUAGUUGAACGUGCUGGGAUUGGAAAGUUUGCAAAUUAAAUUAUCGCUUACACGUUUUAAAUUCGAAAUUUUAUUUUCCGUCAUCCGAAAUUCCCAAAUAGUUCACUUUUCAAUCAAACAAUGGAGUUUAAGAUCCCAUGCAAUAUAUCUUGUGUUAUAUGAAAAAAAUGUUAAGCCUCAUAAUAAAUAAAAUAAGAUGAACAGCUCCC
This is a messenger RNA of Drosophila melanogaster (fruit fly), 3369 nucleotides long. It is a transcript of the gene HIPP1, whose product is annotated as HP1 and insulator partner protein 1. Bases 135 to 2915 code for a protein of 926 amino acids. The transcript has 6 exons. Lineage: Eukaryota; Metazoa; Arthropoda; Insecta; Diptera; Drosophilidae. The record is from RefSeq and is marked reviewed.